Messenger RNA from Cornus florida, 4346 nucleotides. RefSeq names its product squamosa promoter-binding-like protein 14. The record is from RefSeq and is a predicted model, not a curated record. Bases 346 to 3621 code for a protein of 1091 amino acids. Gene Ontology annotation, cellular component: nucleus. NCBI's taxonomy places the organism in Eukaryota, Viridiplantae, Streptophyta, Magnoliopsida, Cornales, Cornaceae. The transcript has 11 exons. Gene Ontology annotation, molecular function: DNA binding.
UACCGUUUAUGCCAACACUGAAAGAGAAAAAAAAGAGAGAAAAGUUCGUUGAAGAAAAGUAAAGCAGGCUUGCAGAGACUUCCCUCUUUCAUCUUCUCAGAUCUGAUUUCUGUAAUUUUUCCAGAUCUCGACUACUUCCAAUCUCCGAUUCAGUUCUUCGGUGUUUCUCGAUUAUUCCCUUGUUAGGAUUCAGAGAUCUAGUGAGAGAAAUAGUUGUUAUUCUGAUCAUUUUCUGCUUUUCUGAAUUAAAAAUCAAAAUUUGGCGGUGAAGGAGGUCUUGAAUCUGUUGAUGGACUCUACACACCCUUAAAGGUAAAGGAUUGUGAGGUUGAGGAUUGUUGAUAGAUGGAAGAGGUACGUACCCAAGUUGCCCCUCAAAUUUUCAUCCACCAAACCCUAGCUGGUCAUUUCUGUGAGGGGCAUCCCAUGGCGAAGAAGCGGAGUCUACCCUAUUUUCAGCAGCAGCAGGAGCAACAGCAACGGUUCACCACAGGGUUCCAAAACCCUAGAGAAGGCUGGAACCCCAAGGCCUGGGAUUGGGACAGUACGAGGUUCGUCGCUAAACCGUUGGAAUCGGAGGUGUUGCGUUUGGGUACGGUGACAUCUAUCCAGGCCGAACAGCAACAGGGGAAAAGAGAUGAAGUGAGUGGUGUAGUUCCUAUGAUGUUGAAGAAGAAGUCUGUGAACGAAGACGAUGAGAGGCUUCGAUUGAAGCUUGGCAGUGGAGGUGGCAGUGGCGGUGGCGGUGUUGGUGUUGAUUCUAUUGAGGGGCACGUUUCAAGGCCAAGCAAGAGGGUCCGAUCUGGAUCUCCCGGUGGCUCUACCUAUCCAAUGUGUCAGGUUGAUAAUUGCAAGGAAGAUCUGUCCAAUGCGAAAGACUAUCACCGGCGGCAUAAGGUGUGUGAGGUGCACAGCAAAUCGAGUAAAGCCCUAGUGGGGAAGCAGAUGCAGAGGUUCUGUCAACAGUGUAGCAGGUUUCAUCCUCUUUCAGAGUUUGAUGAGGGAAAACGAAGCUGUAGGCGUAGACUUGCUGGGCACAACCGGCGAAGGAGGAAAACUCAGCCAGAGGAUGCUACCUCGCGGCUGUUGCUCCCUGGGAACCAUGAGAACACUAACAAUGGAAAUUUGGAUAUUGUCAAUUUGCUAGCAGUUUUAGCUCGUGCUCAAGGGAAUAAUGGUGACAAAAGCGGCAAUUGCUCAGCAGUACCUAAUAAAGACCAGCUCAUUCAGAUUCUUAGCAAGAUAAAUUCAUUACCUUUGCCGGCAGACUUCAUAGAAAAACUGCGGAAGUCGGGAAGUUUUAAUAGGAGGAUUCCAGAACAAAUGUCCUCAGGUAAUGGAAACAGAGUGAACGAAGAAGCAUCUUCUCAGUCGACGAUGGACUUGCUCGCUGCUCUUUCAGGUACUUUAAAAACAUCUGCUCCUGAUGCUCUUGCAAUUUUCUCUCAAAGAAUCAGUCAGAGCAGUGAGGCUGACAAAACAAAGCUGGCCUCCCUGGACCAAAGUAAAGGUCUCAAUUUACAAAAGGGACCUACUUUGGAGUUUCCUGCAACUGGAGGGGAGAGAAGUAGCACCAGUUACCAGUCUCCAACUGAAGAUUCAGAUUGCCAGGUUCAGGAAACUCAAGUAAAUUUGCCGUUACAGCUCUUCAGUUCCUCUCCUGAAAAUGAUAGCCCACCAGAAUUUGCAUCUACUAGCAAAUACUUCUCUUCUGACAGCAGUAAUCCCAUGGAAGAGAGGUCACCUUCAUCUUCUCCUCCUGUUGUGCAAACGCUGUUCCCAAUGAAGACCUCAAGAGAAAAUGAGAGGUCCGAGAAGAUGUCAUUGAGUAGAGAGGUUAAUGCAAAUAUUGGAGCUAGGAAUCGUGGUUGCAAUAUGCCUCUUGACCUUUUUGGAGGGUUAAAUAAAGGUGGUAACAAUAAUUCAUUUCAAAGUUCUCCAUACCAAGCAGGGUACACAUCUUCGUCUAGGUCCGAUCAUUCACCUUCUAGUUUGAAUUCUUAUGCUCAGGAUCGAACUGGGCGAAUAAUUUUCAAACUGUUUGACAAGGAUCCCAGUCAGUUACCAGGGACGUUGCGAACACAGAUAUACAAGUGGCUUUCUCACAGUCCCUCAGAAAUGGAGAGCUACAUUAGGCCUGGUUGUGUGGUUCUAUCAAUUUACGUAUCGAUGUCAUCUGCUGCUUGGGAGCAACUUGAAGAAAACCUUCUCCAGCGUGUUAAUUGUUUGGUUCAAGAUUCUGAAUCUGAGUUUUGGAGAAGUGGUCGGUUUUUAGUUCAUACAGGCAGGCAGUUAGCUUCGCAUAAAAACGGAAAGAUUCGCGUCUGCAAAUCAUGGAGAUCAUGGACUUCCCCGAAAUUGAUCUCAGUUUCUCCUUUGGCAGUUGUGGGUGGGCAAGUGACCUCUCUUUUAUUGAGAGGGAGAAAUCUAAGUACUGCUGGCACCAAGAUUCGCUGUACUCAUAUGGGUGGAUACAUCUCGAAGGAAGCUCCGGUACGGGCUUGUCAGGGCACUGUAUAUGAUGAGAUAAGCUUGGGCAGCUUCGAAAUACAUGGCACUGCUUCUAAUGUACUAGGUCGCUGUUUUAUUGAGGUUGAGAAUGGUUUCAAAGGCACCUGCUUUCCUGUAAUAAUUGCUGAUGCUUCCAUCUGUUAUGAAUUGAGACUCCUUGAAUCUGAAUUUGAUGCGUCAAAGGUGCAUGAUACCAUUUCCGAGGAACCUCCUGUUGAUUUUGGGUGGCCCAGGUCAAGGGAGGAAGUCCUGCACUUCUUAAAUGAACUUGGAUGGCUAUUUCAAAGAAAGAGGAUCUCUUCCACACUUGAGGUUCCUGAUUAUAAGCUUACCCGGUUCAAAUUUCUAUUCAUUUUCUCAGUUGAAAGAAAUUGCUGUGCACUGGUGAAAACCCUCCUAGACAUACUACUGGAAAGAGACUUCGGCGGGAAUGGACCAUCAGUUGAGUCUUUGGAGAUGCUGUCAGAGAUUCACCUCUUGAACAGGGCAGUAAAGAGGAGGUGUAGGAAGAUGGUUGACUUGCUUAUACAUUAUUCUGUACUCAAUAGUAAUGAGAUUUCCAGAAAGUAUAUUUUCCCUCCAAACCUUGUUGGACCUGGUGGUAUUACACCUUUACAUUUGGCUGCUUGCAUGUCAAGUUCAGAUGACCUGGUUGACACUUUGACAAGUGAUCCGGAGAAGAUUGGGCUGCACUGCUGGAGUUCCCUGCAUGAUGCCAAUGGGCUCUCUCCAUAUGCAUAUGCCUCGAUGAGGAAUAACCACUCUUAUAACACACUGGUGGCUCAGAAGCUUGCUGACACAGAAAAUGGUCAAGUAUCUGUAUCAAUUGUGAAUGAAAUAGUGCGACAAUGCUCUGCAUCAGAUCAGGACCGCAGGCCUAGUUCUCAAAUCAAGCAAGGGCAAAAAUCUUGUUCCAAGUGUGCAGUUGUGGCUGCAAAAUACAACAGAAGGAUUCGAAGUUCACAAGGCUUGCUUCACCGUCCCUAUAUUCAUUCAAUGCUUGCCAUUGCAGCUGUGUGUGUUUGUGUCUGCCUGUUCUUGCGUGGCUCCCCAGACAUUGGCAAAGUUGCUCCCUUCAAGUGGGAGAAUUUGGGUUAUGGCCCAAUUUAGUUCGAAGAGUAAAACUAUAUACUUAUUUAAAGGAUGAGCAUAAAUAAGGAAGUAGUGAAGUUACGAAGGGCGAGAGAAGUUCAUUCAGAUGCUGUUUGAGAAUGUAGGAAACUUUUGAGUGGGACUGGAGCAGAGAGAUGGGAUGUGCAAGGGAUGAUGAAGACAGCUGUAUCGUUCAAUUUAGAUGCUGCAUAUUUCUUCCUAAACCUGGGAUUUGGUAUCUUUUGAGAUUCGGCCUUCAAAUAGGUCCAUUUGUGAUGGAGAAUAGAUUUAUUAUUCUACAUUAGACGGUGGGAAUGAAAGGCAGAGAGAUAAACCAAUCAUGUGAAAGUGAAGCAUUGGAGGUCCAGGCUAAAGAGAGAGAGAGAGCAUAAAUACUGACUGCAGAUUGGAGUUCAUCACUGUAAAGUCAAUCGGUAGGUUCAUUCAGGAAUUAAUUACAAUAUUUAUAUAGUUGAAUAGUGAAAUAUUUAUUCAAGUACAUUCACAAUAAACAGAGGUCGUGUCUUUUUCAUUUCUGAGAGUAUUUGGAUUUUUUUUUUAACUUUUCUGAAUAUUUUGCAACCCUUAGGUAGUAUCUUCAGAUAUGUAUUCUUAGGGAGUUAACAUGAAUGGUUUUCUGUAUCAGGUAAACGGAGUGUUUUUAUCAGAAAGAAGAUAGUUUAUUACCCGCCGUGUAGGAUGGUGAAUGGAUUCUGUUAUAAGAUAUUCGGAUUUUUUUAUAA